UAUUGCUGUUGCACGCCAAGUUUCGCAAACAUCCGUUGUUGUAUCGAGCAGGAUUAUGAAAGCAUGCGCAGGCGCUACUUUAUAGCUGGGCCCGUGGACAUUAGCAGACAGAUGGCUCGAGCUGAAUGGCCUAUUUAGGACCUCGGCUCGGAUUGUCACGCACCCUUCUCCCCGGUGUGUCCGGGUCCAGGCUCCUCGGCUCGGUCGUUAUGGACGACAUGGGCCUGGUCACGAGCCGCUCCCCGCUGGAGCGACUCCCCUUCGACAACGUCGCCCUGAGGAAACUCCCGCUGGACCCGUGCGAGGACGCGGGGGUGCGGCAGGUGAAGGGCGCGUGCUUCUCCCGCGUGAAGCCGCAGCCGCUGACCGAGCCUCGGUUCGUGGCCGUGUCGCACGAAGCCCUGGCGCUGCUCGGGCUCGACGGGGAGCGGGUCGUGAGCGAUCCGCUCGCAGCGGAGUACCUGAGCGGCUCCAAAGUCAUGCCCGGGUCCGAGCCCGCCGCGCACUGCUACUGCGGGCACCAGUUUGGCCAGUUCGCCGGGCAGCUGGGCGACGGGGCGGCCUGCUACCUGGGGGAGGUGAGAGCGCCACCCGAUCUGGACCAGGCGCUGCUGCAGGAAAACCCCAGCGGCCGGUGGGAGAUACAGGUGAAGGGGGCUGGACUCACGCCUUACUCCAGACAAGCUGAUGGUCGGAAGGUGCUGCGCUCCAGCAUAAGAGAAUUCCUCUGCAGCGAGGCCAUGUUCUUCCUGGGCGUCCCCACCACCAGAGCCGGCUCUGUCGUGACCUCCGACAGCAGGGUCAUGCGCGACGUGUACUACAGCGGGAACCCUCGUUACGAGAGAUGCUCCGUGGUGCUCCGCAUCGCUCCCACCUUCCUCAGGUUUGGAUCGUUUGAAAUCUUCAAGCCGGCGGAUGAGUUCACGGGCCGCCAGGGUCCCAGUUAUGGGCGCGACGAAAUCCGAGCACAAAUGAUGGACUACGUCAUCGAAAUGUUUUAUCCCGAGAUCCAGCAAGCUCACUCCGACCGAGUGGAAAGGAACGUGGCUUUCUUCAGGGAGGUGGUGCUUCGUACGGCCCGACUCGUUGCCCAGUGGCAGUGUGUAGGGUUCUGUCACGGGGUCCUGAAUACAGACAACAUGAGCAUUCUGGGACUCACGCUGGACUACGGUCCGUAUGGCUUCAUGGACAGGUUUGAUCCAGACUUCAUUUGCAACGCCUCCGACAACUCUGGCCGUUACUCCUACCAGGCCCAGCCGGCCGUCUGCAGGUGGAACCUGGUGAAGCUGGCAGAGGCUCUUGCUCCAGAGCUGCCCCCAGACCGUGCGAAGGCGGUUCUGGACGAGUACAUGAGCCUGUACAAUGAAUCCUACCUCGAAAACAUGAGGAAGAAACUGGGCUUACUGAAGAAGGAAGAGCCCGAGGAUGAGAACCUGAUCACAGAGCUGCUGCAGACCAUGCACAACACAGGUGCUGACUUUACCAACACCUUCCGCAGUUUGAGUCAGAUUUCUUGUCCCAGUGAUGGGGAAAGUGAUGAAGGAGAGAAUGCUGUCAAACAAGCCAUAGAGCUGCUGUUGGAACAGUGUGCAUCCUUAGAGGAGCUUAAAGCUGCCAACAAGCCCACGAUGGAUCCACGUGAGUUGGCCAUGCUGGUCUCUAUGGCUCAGAGCAACCCAGCGCUGUUCCACAUGAUCUCAGACAGGAUGACGUUAGGGAGGCAAUUAGACCGACUCGGCAGGCUGAAGGACCUGAUGGAGACCAGUCAGGAAGAGCUGAGAGCUAAACACGCUGAGGAGUGGACCCAGUGGCUACAGCUCUACAGGAAGCGUCUGGCCCGCGAGUUGGACGGCCAGAGUGACGUGCGUGUCGCGCAGGAGGAGAGGGUGAGGGUGAUGGACAGCACCAACCCUCGCGUGGUGCUCAGAAACUACAUUGCCCAGAAUGCAAUAGAGGCUGCGGAGAACGGAGACUUCACUGAGGUCCGGCGGGUCCUUACGGUUCUGAAGCGGCCGUACUCGUCGCAGCCAGGCCUGGAGCUUCCUGCCUCGGUGGGUGGAGGCGGCGGCACCGUCCCAGGAGAGAGAGACGAGGCAGAGGAACAGCAAGAGGCAGCGUCUGCAUCCACAGCCAGACAUCCUGUGCCCUAUGACAGCAAGCCCCCGGCCUGGGCCACUGAGAUCUGCGUCACCUGAUCUUCAUAGUGACUUCCUGGGCGUUAGCGUUCCUGCUUAAAGCCAUGAGAGUUCACUUUGCACCUUAAAGUCCCCCGUUAACUCUCUGCCGCUUUGACAGGCAGCGACCAGGAAGGCACGAGGCUCGGCGUCCCAAAGGCAACCUGGCUGAAACUAAGCGGACGAGGAAUGAGUUGAGAUCGAUGGAAAACACGGAAUGAAGAUCACGUAUAGUGGAAAACUGUGGAUCGUGUGAGAAGUGGCUAAAUUUGACGCUAUGCUUAUUCCAACAUCAUUUACGGAAUCUGGCAUUAGGUCAGCUUUUUAAAUCCACAAAUGGGAAUUGCGUUCUGCCCCUGAACGUGAGAUGCAUCAGGUGAAAAUUUGAAUUCCCAGUUAUAAUUAAGCACAGCUCCACAUUAUGAGACAGAUUUCUUGUAUUUCUGAGUGCAACAAAUAUCCUCAACUUGUUCCUUGUCUUGUUAGUGUCUGCUGAGCUAUUAAUGACGACUCAGACAAAAAGUCCUUCAGUGACAAGUCUGACUCUGACAAAUUGGCAGAUGCCGCCUCGACAAAUAGUCUUAUGUGUAUGAGACGGAGAAUGUUGUUAAAAAGCCGCAGUAGUUAAACACGCACAGCAUAUUCUCCUUCUCUUUUAACAGAAAACUGCUUCUUUUUGCCACAUUAUAGACACGUGCCUGUUUUUAUUAUCAGCGUCAGACUGCAGCUGGGAGUGGAGCACAGAAAUAGAAGAACUGCAACUUUAACUUUUUGUAACAGUUUGAGAGAAGGUUCCAUCAUAUUGUAUGAAAACAUGAUUCAGUGAUGAAGCAUUUAUACCCAUUUAUUAUUACUGUGACACCUCCUCUUGUUAGUUCAUAUGACUCAGGGCCGAUGUUUCAGCUCUGUCUCCUUUAAAGAAUCUAUGCAACAGGAUGUUACCUUGGUUACAUUUUGUUUAGCCAAUCUAUUUAGAAUUUUUGUAAUUUUUCUUAAAAAGCCUAUUAUAAAAAUAAAGAAAUUUCCAUAAAUUAUAUUAUUUUUAUUUAAUGAGUAUAAAAUAUAUUGUAGCCUUGAUUUCUUUAAUAAUAAAAGCUGCAUUUUCCCUUUG
Messenger RNA from Betta splendens (Siamese fighting fish), 3285 nucleotides. It is a transcript of the gene selenoo1, whose product is annotated as selenoprotein O1. The transcript has 9 exons. The record is from RefSeq and is a predicted model, not a curated record. Lineage: Eukaryota; Metazoa; Chordata; Actinopteri; Anabantiformes; Osphronemidae.